GCAGAUGAUAGUGUUUCCCUGCGCGCUUUUCGUUUUAUUUGUGCCGGGUUGUACGACAUUUAAACGGCAUCUCCGACAAACAUUUUACAUUCGUAUAAUUGAGCGUCUGCAGCGCAACAUUCUUUAGCUAGGACCCAGAACUGUAGAGCAAUUGUAACCAUUUUCGCAUUUGCUAAGCUUUCUCUACCCUUACUUGUCACCUUUGUCUGGAAUUCAGUUGAAAGUUGGUACUCAAAGUUAAUGUUGCAUUACCGCCGAAUACUGUGCUGGAUUGUGGCUCGAACGAAUAGGCUGCCCUGUUUUACCCCUUUUCAUCACAGCAGUUGUCUUUAAAGGCGUUUUUACGGUCUCGGAGAAGCACACCUCUGUGAGGCCCAGAAGAAUACAAUCUCUGGAGGAGGUUAUUCCCAGCAGUAGCUACGCAUGGACUACCUUGGAAAUCCUCUGUGUCCUUUGGCCUGCAUUGUGAGAGCUGAGCCUCAAAUGUCAGGACAUUUACCCUUAGAUGAGGUGGGUGUGUCACUGGAUGCUGAGAAAAUUAACACCAGGAGCUUGGAGUCUGUCAGCAGACCUGGAGGUUUAAAUGGAGAAGCUAGAGAUCCAGAUACAGUUCUAGUCAGUAACAAGACAACAACAGCCAUGAUGAGGGAUGUUCUUGUGUUUCCUAUAGCCUCACCAAUAGAUUUCUCCAAUGGAGGAGUGACAUGUAAGCCAAAUGUUCUUCAUAGAAAACCUACAGAGACCCAAUGCAGUGCCUUAACCACCCUUCACGGUGUACCUAAAGAGCAGCAGCAUUCAAAGUCUAUUAAGAUUGAAUUGGAUUUAUCUCAGUGUAAAAGUGAGAUUGUGUCUAAAUGCGCUGCAGUGAAAGUUGAGGAUCUUAGCCCUGGAGGUCUGAAAGGAGCUGAUGGGAAGGAGGUCUAUCCAGACUCUGUGUUGCCACCUAACAAGAUACCAGAAGCCCUACAGGGGGAUGUUUGUGUGUUUCCUCUAGCUUCACAAGAUGUGAAAGUUGAGGAUCCUAUUUGGGCAUAUUAUUCUCAGAUUGAAUCUGGCAUGAUUCAAACAAACACCAUCCCAGUCAAAACUGAGUCCUUUGAAGAUUCUACUGUUGUGGUCAAAGUUGAUUCUGACAUUAAAGUUGAGGAUCCUAUUUGGGCGUGCUAUUUUGUUAAACAGGAAAAGGAAAUACCUAAUGUUGAAAAGCCAAUACAUGCUGCACAUCUGAAGGAGGAACCUAUAGAUUUUCCAAUUGUGGGUACCAAUAGUCAAUCCAGAUCUGGUCCUGGCUUAUCAACUUCAAAGGCAAAUGAUGUUCAGCCGACUCUGACUGAGAGAUGUGAUCAAGACAGAAAUUAUUACCCAAUCACACCUGCUGAGGUGUUAAAGACUCUACAGCAAAGUGGUAAAAACACCACUGUGAACCGCUAUGUAAAACAGGAAACAGUGGAUGUGAAAAAUGAAGAUCCCAUAUGGGCUAAUUAUCAUAUGCAUGAAGGACGAAAGGACAUGAAUCCAAAUUAUGAACAUUUGACACUUCUGCUUCCAUCACCAAUAGAAACCCAUCAUCCUGUAACCUCAGAGGAAAUGCUAUCAUUGAUUGGGAUUAGACAACCCAUCUGUAAAGUAGCAAUGCCUUCAUCCAAAGUAGAGCAGGAACAAACUAUGAACUCUGACCCAGCAGGACCAUCUCAACCCAUUUCACAACAGUCCAGCAAAAAGCAAAUGCUUGAGAGAGAACCUGGUGGCCAUUCAGGCCUGGGUUCCCAAUCAAACACAUCCGAACCCUCAGUAACGAUGCCAGAUACACGUGAAGAACAUCCAACAGCUACAUUAAACUUUAACAAAAAACAUAAACGUUUUACAGCAACAGGAAUUAAUACAUGUCAGCUGUGUGAUAAAUCCUUUUCUUCACAUGAGCAAGUUCAGGAGAAAAUGCCCACUGAGGCUGUAAAGGGAAAUAUAAACAAUGCUAAACCCUGGAAAUGUUGUGUUUGUAAAGCAACAUUUGGAACUCAUGGAAGGUUAAGGUUUCAUAGACAAAAGCAUGUUAGUGGUUUAAAUUGCCCUGUUUGUGGUAAGUGUUUUCAAAUAAAACAUCACUUAGAUGUUCAUAUGAAGAUACAUUCAGUAGAAAGGCCCUUCUCCUGUGAGGAGUGUGGUAAAACCUAUCGCACUGCUGGUCUUCGUAAUGCACACAUGUCUAUCAUUCACAGCACUAAGCGAGACAUGUUCUGUCCAGAGUGUGGGAAACCUUUCAAGUUGAAAACCCAACUAGACAUUCACAUGAACAUGCACACAGGAAACAGACCAUAUCAGUGCACCGAUUGCGAGGCUUCCUUCAAGACACCCUCAGCUCUGUCCUCACACAAGACUAUUCACACAGGUGAGAAGCCAUUUUCCUGCCCUCAAUGUGGCAAGCGUUUUCGCCUCAAUGGCAAUCUCACUAAUCAUUUGUCCACACACUCUGCUGGCAAAGGAAGAGUGAAGAAGUCAGGGGAAAACCAAUCUAAGGGGAAGAAGAAGCAGUCAGACACUGAGGAGGACUCAGACUCCAUGUCAGACCCAGACUUUUCAUCUGACUCCACCCCUCAAACCCCCACCUCCAGACAGACCAGGAGUCAGAGGAAACCCAAACAGGUGGAGAACUGAAGGGGCUUGGAAGGCUGUUCAUUUCUAUAUUUUAAUGUUCAUAUGUUUGUUGUGUUUUCUUUUAAUCUUUGACCAAAAAUCUGUUUAAACUUUAUUUUUUUAUUUCUUCAUUAAAAUUAUGCAU
This is a messenger RNA of Esox lucius (northern pike), 2776 nucleotides long. Its product is annotated as zinc finger protein 333. The record is from RefSeq and is a predicted model, not a curated record. Gene Ontology annotation, cellular component: nucleus. The coding region runs from base 424 to 2652 and encodes 742 amino acids. NCBI's taxonomy places the organism in Eukaryota, Metazoa, Chordata, Actinopteri, Esociformes, Esocidae. The transcript has 2 exons.